Amaranthus tricolor (Joseph's coat) is the source of this 6340-nucleotide messenger RNA. RefSeq lists its product as uncharacterized. The transcript is spliced from 5 exons. Bases 3316 to 3930 code for a protein of 204 amino acids. The record is from RefSeq and is a predicted model, not a curated record. NCBI's taxonomy places the organism in Eukaryota, Viridiplantae, Streptophyta, Magnoliopsida, Caryophyllales, Amaranthaceae.
UUUCUUUCUUUUUUCGUUGUUAAUUGAUUCAUUUCUUGGCUGAGUUGUUCAUUUACAUUUGCAUUUCGUUGUUUUCAUUUGCUUUUGAAAAACGAUUAAUGAAUUUUACUCAAUGGUUGUUGCUGGCAGAAUGAAGAAAAUGGGCAUUUAGUUAUGAUUUCUUUCUUUUUUCUUUGUUAAUUUGAGUUUUCAAAUGGAGAAGGAAAAACUACAAUUAAAACAAAAUCCUGUUUAUGGAUUUGCUUAUGUUUUAUCGUCCAAAUCUGAACAAAAACAUGUUCAUUUACCCACUUUUAUUUCUAUAUGAUUUUAGGGUUUUGUUAAUUAUGGUUGUGAUAACCGGUUUCUAGCACGUCGUUAAUACUAAGAACUAAGUUAUACAAACAAUAUUUAUAAUCACCCUGAUACUACUACAACAAGUGUAAUGGUAAGUUGGGGGUCGAACCACAAGGACAAGGGAUGCUAGACUAAAGGAUUGGUGUGGGAAGGUUAUAUGGGAGGUUGGUUGGUGGGUGAACUUAACUAAUAACAAGAAUAAAAAGCGAAACUCAACAAUGAAAGACAAGCUGGGAGUAGACUAUGUCCACCCUGGGAUGAUCUAUUGGAAAUAAAGAUAAGCUAGGUAAGGGAGUUUGAAUGAUAAUCAAUCAAGACACUCUAGGUAUCGAGAGGAAGUUGGUAACCCUAUAAGCCACGCGAACAACCUAUAAUCGCCCUAUGUCUCUCUAGGAGUGGCAGGACAAGAUUCGAAUCGAAUAUCUAUCAACAACCAUCAUCAACCUCAACCCUAAUCCUAAACAUUGAAGACAAGACCAAACCUAGGGUUUCUCUAACCUAAAACCCCUAAGGAAACUACUCUAACAUACUAGAGACAAAAGCAAUGAACAAAGAAAGCAUUAAAGGAAUUGAAGAACAUGAAAGCAUUAAAUCUAAACUAAGAAAGCAUUAAAGAAAAGCAAUAGAAAGAAGCAAUAGAGGAAAGCAAUAAAGACAUCAAAGCAUUAAAGAAAUAAACUUACAUAAAUGAAGUGACAUGAAAGUAGAUGAAAGCAUAAAUGAAGAACUACAAAUCCAUAUUAGGGCAAAAACUAGAGAAAGCAUUAAAGGGUUUAAUGUUCUAAAAUGAGGCACAAGGGCACUCAAACUAGGCAUGGGGUUUAUUCAGAUACAAGGGGGUAUUUAUAAGCUAAGGAACAAAAGGGGUAAAAAACCUUAAAAGCCCUCGGAGUUUGGUUUGUAAAGAAACGAAAUCGCGCAGUCUGGGGCUUUCAUUCGACCGAAUUGAAGGUACAUUCGCCCGAAUGGGGCUCCAUUCGGGGUUUCCAGCAAGUCUAGGCGCAUUUUGAUAGAGUUUUGAAGCCAUUCGCCCGAAGCUAUAAUUCAUUCGCCCGAAUCCAGCAGCAUUUGACAUUUCCAGUAGGUUUUGAGCUAUUUCCUUUGAAGUCUUCAGCCCAUUCGCUCGAGCCAGCUCCUGUUCGACCGAAUGGGUGGUCAAAUGGCUUUAAAUCUUCUUCGAAGCAUAUCCUCGAAGUGUCGAAAGGUCUUGGAACUAUGCACGGCUUUCGGAGAUUACUUGGAGUACUCGGAAAUGCCUUGAUGUUCGUGUCUCUUCUUCUAUUAUGAUGUCUAAGCCUCGACCUCGAUCCAUUUCACCUCGAAAUCUCUAAAAAUACCUGAAAUAACCUUAAAACACUACGGGGGCAAGAGCAAGGUAAAAUCGAGUGUAAAACAUAUAAAACCAAUGAGAAACUACGAGACUCGACACUAUAAAGGGGAUAUAAUUGUGCUCUAAAUCGAGCACAUCAGGCUGACAAAACAAGAAACCCUUCAACAAUUAUCACUCAGCAGAAAUGCAAAUAAAAGAAGCCAAUUGCAUCUUCACACUUUCAUUCCACCAUCGUCAUCUUCAAACUUUCAUUUCCCAUCGUAGAAUUGAUGUCUUGCAACUUUGAUAUCAACGCAAGCAAAGAACCCUUAAAAAAUUUCCUCUACAAUAAACAGGUUAACAUGUACCCGGUUAAAAUUAUUUUGUGGCCAAUUAGCUAACCUGGUUAAGAUGGGUGUUGUAAUAAACAGAGGAGAAACCAAGCUCGUGCAAAGACCCUCAUCUACCCCCAUGUGCUGCGUACGUGUAUCCAUUCGUAUUGCUUACAAGCAACGUGCUCUCUUCUAAAUUCUACUUCGUCUUUAAAGUUCAUUUGACGCUAACGGUAACUAUCCGAUUAUCAAUAUCUGAUCAGAUUUGUAGAGAUUAUGGCCCCAGUUUUCUAUAGGGAUGCAUGGCGUUGCGCAUGGCAUAUGAUCAGGUACAGUAUACAUCCAUAACUGAAGUCUUUGGGAUUAAUGUGGUACGUAAAAGUGAGAAAGCGGGGCCCAACUUGACUCUAAACAUGACCCCAACAUAAAAAAUAGAACCAAAUCGACAAGUUGUUUUAGUUGUUGCAUAUUGAUGUAUUUUGACAAUUCUUGUUUGUUGUGUCGAUUAUGUUCUUCAUUUUGUGUGUUGUGUCAAUUUUGUUCUCGAUUUUGCUCUUAUUUUGUUGAUUUUGUUCUUAAUUGUUGUGAGAACUUCUUUUCUCUUCUCUCAAUUUCAUUUGAUUUGUUGUUUUGUGAUUCAGUUUUCGUUUCUUGACAUUUAACCUUCAUUUCUUUGAUAUUUCCUUUUAGUAGGAAUUGGAAGUUUAUGUGAAAAGAUAUUGUGACGAAUUCAUUGUUAAAGAUAACUUAUUUUAACAACUUAAAAGAAUUCACUCUGGUGAUUGUAUUAGUGCUUAAAUUUGUGAUCAAAAUUGCUAGAAGAAAAGGAUUUUAUGGUAUUCUAUUUGAUGAACUAAAGUUAUGAGAGGCAUCUUCCUGAGGCCCCAAUUAAUUUCCGAAAAAGGCAUAAUUUUAAUACCUUUUUAUGAAAUUAAGUUAUGAUAUUUGUACAUGCAAAGUUCCAGUAGGAUUUUGAUGGUGUUCAAAAAUCUUUUCUUGUUUCAUUUUUUUUAAAACAUAGUUUUACUAAAUCCUCCAAUUAUAUAUUUCUUCCGUUCCAUAAUACCCGUUACAUUUUCUAUUUUUGGCAAUUUCAUAUAACUUGCUACAUUUCCAUUUUUAGUAAUAAAACAAUCAUUUAAAGUUCUACCUACCCAUAUUUUUAUCCUACUCUAUACUCUAUACUCUAUAAUAAAAUACUAUACUAUACUCUAUAAAGUAACCUAGCAAUUUAUUUUUCCUUUUUCUUUUUCAAUUAACAAUAAUAAAAUACUAUACUCUAUAAAGUAAACAAUCAGCUACAGUGUAAGUCAAUCACUUUUCUUAAUUUCCGUGCCCAUGCAAAUGUAUCGACUAAAACGGAACGAGGAAGUAAAACGUUUGCAAAGCCUCAAUACAAUUUAUCCAUUUUCGAUGAACAGUGAAAACACUGUUUAUCCACUUUCCUUUUCAUUUUCCAUUUCACGUUUCUACUCUGCCUUCACUUCAACCCUUCUGCUUCCCAUUUCUUCACGUAAUUUCAUUUCUCCCUUCUGCCUCCACUUCAACCACUCUCUUCAAACCAAUUGUCUCAUUAAUUUCUUCAUCGUAAUCUCUAUUCUUCAACAUUCAGCACUAAUUGAGAAUUUCUUCAUCGAAAUCUCUAUUCUUCAACAUUCAACACUAAUUGAGGAUAAGCUCAACUUUCACAAGCUCACGGGUUGUCAUUGCCAAAAUCCAGAGAGGAAAAGGGUGUCCACGAGUUCUGAAACUGAAUAUCAUAAAGAAAAAGAACAAUCUAUCGAAGAUGGUGCAAUGAAGUUUAGAACUGUUCGGACCUGGCGGCAAGAGAUGGCCAAACUAAAUACUUCUAGCGAUAAUCUAUCAUCUAGGUUGUUCCAAGAGAUGAUCAGCAAAUCCAACGCUCAGGAGUAUUGUUGUUGCACUCUCCUUGAUUCGCUUUCAUGCUCUUGACUUUCUUUUCUACAAUGGGAAAGUUCGACUUCGAGCUCUUGUAUUCUUGUGGUUGAGUUUUCUAGCUCAAUUUUAGUAUAUUGUAACUCGCUCUUAACACAAGAAAGUUGAGUUUGUAAUUUUUGUAAUUCUAUUUCCGUGUUUUUACAUUUUUCGUUACAACUACAAAGUUCAUCCAAUAAAUCUUCUUCGAUUUUCUGAGAAGAUUUUAACUCAAUCUUAUGUAAUUCUAACUCAAAAUCAACCAAAGCGAGUCUUUCGCUUGCCUUAUGCAUUUUCACUUCCAUGUCUCUCUUUUCCUUUAUUAAAGUCGAAACUUGUUCUUUCAACUCUUCGACUUCUUCCUUUGAUGCUUUCAAAUUUCUCUCAUUACAAGAAACUUGAUGGUUUAGAUGAUCAAUUUCCUUUUCUUUUUGCCCUAAUUCUUUUUUCAAAGAAUCAUUCAAAGAAUUUGGUAUUAUCACUCCAAAAGAAGACCAAUCAAAGAUUACAUUAUGAAUUGAUCUAAAACACGAACUUUUUCCUGCUAUAAGAAAAUAACACGCCCCAUCACAAUUUACAUAAAUAAUCCCAGCUUUUGGCCGUAUAAUAAGUGAAUCAUACAAUCUUUGUAACGAAGAUUCUUUAAUUUCGGUUCCAUAUACCAAUAACUUAUCACUUCUUAAGUCUAUAGAACGAAUUACAUUUCUAUUACCCUCUCCAGUGAUGUGCUCCAUUCGAUACACAAACUUGUUGUCAUAAUAGUUUGGGAUAAUGAAAAUUUCUGGUGUUUCUUCUAAGUUGUAAAUAGCCAUUUUGAGAACAAAAUAGAAUGAUUUGAAUGAAGGUUUUGGCCUUGGUGUGUAUGUGUAUGUGUAUGUGUAUGUGUUUCUUACAAGAAAUAGACCUCUUUUUAUAUAAAUGUUUAGCUUAAGCUUGUUGAAAUACUAUUAUGUUUGCUACAUAGCACAAGUCAUUGUUAUUCCUAACUUCUCCUCUAAAUUUAUUAGAUGAAGGCAAGUUACAUACAUACAUGAAUCAUGAUACAUACAUACAUACAUUGAUACAUACAUACAUAUAAGCUUAAGAAAAGGAUAGGAGCCUUAUUUGGCUUAUCUUAAUUUGAUUAAAAUGUAAUGCUUUACUCUCACAUAUUUUAAUAUAAUGUUUUAAUUUAUUUAGCACUAUUCACCAACCACUGUUGAUUUGUAUUUAACUUUUAAUGUUUAUAAAUUUUAUAAUAUAGUCAAGUGCAAUCUUAUUUGAUUUUCUAAAUGUAAAUUUUAUUAAUAUAUCUAUUUUUAUCCAAACACAAUUAAAAAUAUUUAAAAUCAAAAUGAGAUAUUUUUUUCGAAUAAAAGGGAGUAUAUAAUUAAUAAAAUCAAAUUUUGAUCAAUAAACAUAAUUAAGUUUUAAAAAGUAAAAAAAUAUUUUAACAAGUGAGAGCCAAUAUUGGAUCACUAAAAACAAAUACAAAUCAAUAAAAAAAAUGAUUUUUAAUAGGUAUAAAAGCAAUGUUUUCCGAAAAGAAAAUACAAUAAAACUCAAAUUCAUGUUUUUUGAAAUUUUCGAAAAGAAAAUGCAAUAAAACUCAAAUUCUAUCAUUAAUAAAAUUUGUUUUGAUUAGAAAACAUUAAUUUUAAUUUGUAAAAGUAGGUCUAUAUUUAUAAAAAAAAUUAGCUUGAUUCACACAUUAAUGUAAAUCAAACACAUUUUCAGGCUUUGUUUGGGUUAUAUUCAUUUGGUUGAUCAAAUUGUAUUGUGUUUAUUUGAUUAAACCUAUUUUAUUAAAUUUGAACUCUUUUCUUUAUUUAUAAUAGUAAUUAUUUUUUUGUAUUAUAUAUUUUUAUUGACUUGAACUUAACUCUAUCAAAUUUAACUAAUUUUUAAUGAACAGGAAGUAUAUAUCCCAAAAUAUUUCUUUGUAAACAUAUGAACCAAUAUAUAGUUUUGGGCAAUUACAACAAUUACUUGGUUUUCUUUUAACUAAUUUCUCCAAGAUAUAGUGAGCAUUGUGUGGAUUGCCUUUCCUUAGAAUAACUUUUACUUAUAUUUUGUAAUAAAGGAAAUAAAGGCGAGAAAAAGUAAAACUUUUACUUGGUGAUGUUUUCCUAUAUAUUUCGUAUUAAAUAAACCAUUCUAAUAUUAAAGAAUUAAAAGGAAAAUGCACCAAUCAUUCAUCAUUUUUCAUUCUCUUUUUUCCCUUUCUUUUCCUUUAUAAAAUGCUAUCCGAACCUCUUAGUACUAUUUUUUAAUAAAUAUAAAUUGGUUGAGAUUCACAUAUUUAGGUUCAAGUCUGACUAAAUCAUGAUUUGAGUCAUUUGAUUUUAAAUUCAACUUGUGUAAUAUACACAUAUUAUGUAUAACAAUUGCAUUAAUUUAAACCACAUGAAAAAAUGAUUGUUUAAUCUUUCUUAUGUUAAUAUUCUGG